AUGUCUAGCUUUGACAAGAGUGAGUUUUUCUACAUUGCAGGAGUUGGCUUACUUUUAAACAUCAUUCUUUUUGCCACCACUUUCAUUGUUUACAUCUGCAAAACUAAAACCCAAAACACAGACAUUGAAUCCCUGAAUCAUCAUCAUUUAGAUGUUGCAUUGCUACAUCAACAAGAUGAAGAUCAUAUCACCGAAAAUCAUGAAGAAAACCAUGGUUUGAAAUUGAUUGAUCUUAUACCAGCUAUGAAAUUCAUGGAAUUGUCUAAGGGUCGAGAUCCAGACUCGAUUCGAGGAAGUGGGUGUUCAAUUUGCUUAAGAGAAGGUUAUGAAGAUGAUGAGAUGUGUAAAGUUCUUCCUGAAUGUGAUCAUGUGUUUCAUUCUGAUUGUAUUGAUCAAUGGUUUAUGAAAAAACAGAGUUGCCCUGUUUGUAGGAAGAUCUUUUGGGUUGUUCUUCCUACUGUUUGAUUUUUGUUUUAUGAUGUAUAGUUUGUGAUAAAUAGUACCU
Molecule: messenger RNA, 505 nt
Organism: Amaranthus tricolor (Joseph's coat)
Lineage: Eukaryota; Viridiplantae; Streptophyta; Magnoliopsida; Caryophyllales; Amaranthaceae
Product: RING-H2 finger protein ATL1-like
Exons: 1
Coding region: 1-465 (154 amino acids)
Source: RefSeq, a predicted model, not a curated record